This is a messenger RNA of Betta splendens (Siamese fighting fish), 590 nucleotides long. RefSeq names its product ribosomal protein L22-like 1 (gene rpl22l1). The transcript is spliced from 4 exons. Gene Ontology annotation, cellular component: ribosome. Gene Ontology annotation, biological process: cytoplasmic translation. NCBI's taxonomy places the organism in Eukaryota, Metazoa, Chordata, Actinopteri, Anabantiformes, Osphronemidae. The record is from RefSeq and is a predicted model, not a curated record. Bases 129 to 518 code for a protein of 129 amino acids. Gene Ontology annotation, molecular function: structural constituent of ribosome; RNA binding.
AGUAAUGUGAGGAAACGUCGAUUUCCGCUUGACACUGGGUUGACCAUAUAUGGCAAGGGCUUCGAGCGACACCCAUUACGUUACUUUGCGUCACCUCCGGUGGGCCCUUUCUCGUCCGAUCCCUUAACAUGGCGCCGCUCAAGCAGAAGAGACCAGCUACUGGCAAGAAGUCCAAAAAGGGACCAGUGCUGAAGUUCACCUUGGACCUGACCCACCCCGUGGAGGAUGGAAUCCUGGACUCUGCAAACUUUGAAACCUUCCUCAAAGAGAGGAUAAAGGUCAACGGAAAGACAGGGAAUCUGGGCAACAUCGUUCAGGUUAUCCGCAUGAAGAACAAGAUCAAUGUCACGUCUGAGAAGCAGUUCUCCAAAAGGUAUCUGAAAUACCUGACAAAGAAGUACUUGAAGAAGAACAACCUGCGUGACUGGCUCAGAGUGGUGGCGUCGGACAAGGAGACGUACGAGCUGCGUUACUUCCAGAUCAGCCAGGACGACGAAGAUUCAGAGGCAGACGAGUGAACCGUUGUCGAGUGCUGCAGUUGUGUGUGUCAACAUCUGGAGCAGGAAAGGACAAUAAAAGUAGAAAAAUAA